This is a messenger RNA of Gastrolobium bilobum, 1530 nucleotides long. RefSeq names its product protein DETOXIFICATION 51-like. Gene Ontology annotation, molecular function: xenobiotic transmembrane transporter activity; antiporter activity. The coding region runs from base 1 to 1530 and encodes 509 amino acids. Gene Ontology annotation, cellular component: membrane. Gene Ontology annotation, biological process: xenobiotic detoxification by transmembrane export across the plasma membrane. The record is from RefSeq and is a predicted model, not a curated record. NCBI's taxonomy places the organism in Eukaryota, Viridiplantae, Streptophyta, Magnoliopsida, Fabales, Fabaceae. The transcript has a single exon.
AUGUGCGAAUCAAAGGGAACAAAAAGAGAGGCAACAACAACGACGUUGCAAACCAAUGAUAAUAACAACGAUCUCUUCAUUGACCCUGAAAAGCAAACACAGUUGUUGGUGACAACAACAACAACAAUCUCAGAGGUGAUAACAGAAGUGAAAUCCCUCAUGGUUCUGUCCUUCCCAAUAGUCAUAACAGCUCUCAUUUUCUACACACGUUCAAUGGUGUCGAUGCUCUUCCUUGGCCACCUUGGUGAGGUUGAACUAGCAGCGGGUUCAUUAGCCAUAGCCUUCGCAAACAUAACAGGCUAUUCAGUUCUCUCAGGACUAUCCUUAGGAAUGGAACCACUAUGCUCACAAGCCUUCGGAGCAAACCGUCCAAAGCUUCUCUCUAUAACACUUCAUCGUUGUGUUAUCUUCCUCUUAACAUGUUCCAUCCCCAUUUCAUUGUUGUGGCUAAACAUGUCCAAAAUCUUCAUUUUCUUGCACCAAGAACCAAACAUCACACGUAUGUCACAAACUUACCUUAUUUUCGUACUCCCCGACCUCGUCACCAACUCAUUCCUCCACCCAAUCCGUGUCUACCUUCGCGCACAAGGCGUCACCCACCCAGUCACGUUAGCAUCCCUUGCAGGAACACUACUCCACCUGCCGUUUAAUUUUUUCUUAAUCAAACACGGUGUCGCCGGCAUCGCCGCCGCCUCCGCCGCCUCCAACUUCUCCAUUCUGAUUUUCUUGGUGCUCUAUGUCUGGAUAAGUGGGGUCCACCUUGCCACGUGGACCGAGCCGAGCCGUGAAUGCUUCAAUGGUUGGAAGCCGCUACUUCGGCUCGCCGCGCCGAGCUGUGUUUCCGUUUGCUUGGAGUGGUGGUGGUACGAGAUCAUGAUUGUGCUUUGUGGGAUUCUCGUGGACCCCACUGCCACCGUGGCAGCCAUGGGUGUACUCAUCCAAACGACAUCGUUGAUCUACGUUUUUCCAUCGUCGCUAGGGCUCGCCGUGUCGACGCGCGUCGGGAACGAGCUCGGCGCGAACCGGCCUUCACGGGCAAGGCUGUCGGCAUUGGUGGCGAUGUUCCUCGCCACCGUGAUGGGAUUCUCCGCGAUGGUUUUUGCGUCAGCGAUGAGGAACCUGUGGGGGAGGAUGUUCACCGGAGAGGAGGAGAUUUUGCGGCUGACGGCGGCGGCUCUGCCGAUUCUCGGACUUUGCGAGCUCGGGAACUGCCCGCAGACGGUGGGAUGCGGCGUCGUUAGGGGGACGGCGCGGCCGAACGUGGCAGCAAACGUGAACCUGAGCGCAUUCUAUCUGGUGGGAAUGCCUGUGGCGGUUGGGCUUGGGUUUUGGUUUGAGGUUGGGUUCUGUGGGCUUUGGCUGGGCCUGUUGUCGGCCCAGGUUUGUUGCGCUGGGCUGAUGUUGUAUGUGAUUAGGACAACCGAUUGGGAGCACCAAGCCUCACGGGCUGGGUUACUAAUGUCCGUUGAUGAUGCGGGGAACAGAUCGGACGGCCAGAAAGAACUGUUGAUUAGCGUUGGUGACACUUGA